AAUGGAAUGAUAGCACGUCGUUAUCCAUAUCAGCUUGGUAGAGUAAUUCGAAAUGAAAUUAAUAAAAAUCAUAUAAAAUUCGCGGAUAAACAUCUUUCAGAAUUUCCUUUGGAUUUAGUAUCUGGUUAUUAUACGCUCGAUAAGAGGGGUGAUAAUAUGGAAAAGCUAGAUGUAGCAAUCGUUGAAGCAACUGCAAUUACAGAAAAAGGACAUAUCAUUCCUGGCGCUUCAGUUGGUGCCACUCCUGAAAUUGUCCAAUCCGCUUCUAAGAUUAUCAUCGAAGUUAAUACUGAAUUACCAAGUUUUGAAGGAUUACAUGACAUUACCUCAAGCAAAUUUGCUCCUUACAAGUUUCCGAAUUUAAUUCAAAGAGUUGAUGAUAGAACUUAUAUUCCAUGUGAUUCUGACAAAGUUAUUGCGGUUAUUGAAUCGAAAGAACCUGAUCAUACAUCUGAUAGCGAAUCCCAG
Racocetra persica is the source of this 468-nucleotide messenger RNA. NCBI's taxonomy places the organism in Eukaryota, Fungi, Glomeromycota, Glomeromycetes, Diversisporales, Gigasporaceae. The record is from the annotation of a GenBank genome assembly.